Messenger RNA from Peronospora belbahrii, 1254 nucleotides. NCBI's taxonomy places the organism in Eukaryota, Oomycota, Peronosporomycetes, Peronosporales, Peronosporaceae. The record is from the annotation of a GenBank genome assembly.
AUGACUUCAAACAAUAGCAACAAACACGUGGUGGUGGGAAUGUCUGGUGGUGUGGACUCGUCUGUGGCUGCACUCCUGCUAAAGCGUCAAGGAUAUCGUGUGACUGGAGUUUACAUGAAAAACUGGGAUCCAAAUGAUGAAGAAGGAGAUUCAGUGUGUCCCGUUGUCUCGGAGUAUUCGGAUGUGCAGAAAGUCUGCAAGCAGCUUGGUAUUGAGGCUCACAUGGUAAACUUGGUGCAGUCGUACUGGAAUCAGGUGUUUUCUCCUUGUCUGGAAAGGUAUGAAGAAGGCUUGACGCCAAACCCGGACAUUUUGUGCAAUCGGGAGAUCAAAUUUAAAGCCUUCACCGAAUAUGCAAAGAAAAUUGGCGCAGAUUAUGUAGCUACUGGUCACUAUGCAGUGUUAAAGUCUACGAACAAGGGUGAACCUCCAAGUCUCUAUGCUGCAGAAGAUGACACAAAAGACCAGAGCUACUUUUUGUCAAGUGUGGAUGGAAAAGCUUUCUUCAAUGUGUUGUUUCCAUUGGGAAGAAUGUGCAAGACAGAAGUAAGACGUCUUGCAGCUGAAGAGGGUCUUUGUACGGCAAAGAAAAAAGACUCGGUGGGCAUUUGCUUCAUUGGCAAGCGUAACUUUGCAGACUUUAUUCAUCAGUAUAUCCAACGUCAAGACGGCUACUUUACUACGGUUGAAGGGAAUAGACUGCACCGACAUCACGGUUUUUCAGCAUAUACUGUCGGUCAAGGAGCACGACUGCAAGGAAUGAAUGAUAAAUGGUUUGUAGUGGGCAAACACAAACCUGAUUAUUCCGUGAUCGUUGCAGAGGGUACACGACAUCCAGCUCUUUUCUCAAACACUCUCUUUGCCUCUGCCAUGCAAUUUAACUGGAUAGCAGGACAUUUGCCACAGGAGCUUCAUGACACCGGUCGUAUGCGCUGCUAUUAUCGCGUACGUUAUCGCCAAGAUUUGGAUGAAUGUCUGAUCACAGUCGUCUCUAGUCGCAAUGCACGUGAAGAAGCAAGUACAUUCCAUGCUUGGCAAUUGGAUGAGCUUGUAGAGAAUCAUCAAUAUGAUGAACGGAGUUACCUGCGCGUUGAUUUUGAAAAGCCACAGCGUGGGAUCACACCGCAACAGGCUUUAGUAUUAUAUCGUCAUGAUGGACUUUGUUAUGGUGGUGGUCCUAUUGCAGUGGGUGGAAAGACGUAUUACGAACAGCAUAAAUCUCUUGGAGCAAAUGUUUAUGAUUGGCAUCAAUAA